GGUGACUGUGCCCGCACGCGCACGUUUCAUUUCACCCAGUUCGAACCAGCAGUCGCCAGUUUCCCCGUGUGCUCCCCUGUUCUGUUCCCCUCCGGCGUCGGCCACCGCAGAUCUCAUCUGCCAUGGUGCUCAACAUCAACUGGGAGCUGCAGGGCUGCUGCCGCCACAACCAGGUCGUCUUCAUCGCCGCCGUCGGGGUCUCCACCGUCGUCAUCCUCGCCCUGUGGAGGACGUUCCUGCUCACGCCCUUCAAGCUCAUCACCGUCUUCCUCCACGAGACCAGCCACGCGCUCGCCUGCAAGCUCACCUGCGGAGAUGUUGAGGGUAUGCAGGUCCAUGCUAAUGAGGGUGGCGUUACACAAACUCGUGGUGGCAUUUAUUGGAUAAUCUUGCCUGCCGGAUAUCUGGGUUCCUCAUUUUGGGGAAUGGUGUUCAUACUCUCAUCCACAAACCUCCUUGCUACAAGAAUUGCAUCAGGCUGCUUCAUACUUGCAUUAGUUAUUGUUCUUUUUGUUGCCAAAAAUUGGUUUCUACGCUGGCUUUGCAUUGGUUUCAUCAUAUUCAUUGCUGUUGUUUGGGUUAUACAAGAGUUUACAACUGUCCAUGCUCUGAAGUAUGUGAUUCUGUUCAUAGGUGUUAUGAAUAGCUUAUUUUCAGUUUACGAUAUUUAUGAUGACACAAUAUCCCGAAGAGUUAAUUCAAGUGAUGCUGAGAAAUUCGCUGAAAUCUGCCCUUGCCCUUGCAAUGGUGUUGGAUGGGGUGUUAUAUGGGGCUUCAUCUCAUUUAUUUUCCUCUGCGCGUCGAUAUAUCUUGGACUGGUCAUAUUGUCUUGAGGACUUGCGCCUCCUCUGGGCCGUAAUACCAUUUCGAUCUGAGAACUGAAGGCGGUGCUUCUUAUCCGUUUCAUUGCUCGGGCGAUGGGUUCAAGGAUCUAAGGGGAACAGGUUGUACAAAGUUCAUACAGAGGGGAGGUGCUGCCCAUAGGGUUGAUUGGAUAGGGGGUUAUUCAUGCGAUUCUUCCAUUAACUGCUCAUGUAGAUGAUGGCAUUUUUGCUUUACCAUUUGUAUUUAUAUAUAUAUUAGCUGAUUCUGCUCUCAGUGUUAGUAUAUUAUUCCAUCAUCUCGGGAUGGUAUUCAUUGACCAACCAAAUCUAUUUAACAGUACAGUCUUAUA
Molecule: messenger RNA, 1174 nt
Organism: Lolium perenne
Lineage: Eukaryota; Viridiplantae; Streptophyta; Magnoliopsida; Poales; Poaceae
Source: RefSeq, a predicted model, not a curated record